Homarus americanus (American lobster) is the source of this 2524-nucleotide messenger RNA. Its product is annotated as solute carrier family 46 member 3-like. NCBI's taxonomy places the organism in Eukaryota, Metazoa, Arthropoda, Malacostraca, Decapoda, Nephropidae. The transcript has 7 exons. Gene Ontology annotation, biological process: transmembrane transport. Gene Ontology annotation, cellular component: membrane. The coding region runs from base 207 to 2303 and encodes 698 amino acids. Gene Ontology annotation, molecular function: transmembrane transporter activity. The record is from RefSeq and is a predicted model, not a curated record.
ACGCGUCUUACUUGAAGGGUCGCUCUCGAAGGACCCAGAAGACUUGUUCAUUGGCAAGUAAAGUGAACUUGUAGACUUGAACACAAAUAUUGAAGUGACUUAGAAAACUUUGUCUUCAGCAGUGACUCGGUGAACCUCGAUACAACAUUUGUAUUGGAGGAGGAACAUUGUGAGUUAUCAGUCGUGAGGUACAACUCCCCAGCAGGAUGGUGGCGGGAGGACUGAUGGCCGCCCUGCGGACCAUUACCGUAGAACCUGUCAUGCUCCUCGACGGAGCGUGCAAGGAGGCCAUGCUCCUCUUUAUCGAGAACGUCCAGAUGAACAAGAUAUGCUCCGUCAACUUGGGGCUGUCACCGGAGGUGUGUGCCAACCUGUCAGCCCACCCGGAGCAAAGUGUGCUCGUCCAGCGAGAGUUCUCCCUCUUUGCUUUCUACAACAGCAUCAUCAUGUCGGUGCUGCCUCUCAUCUUCGUGCUCUUCAUGGGCGCCUGGAGUGAUAAAUACGGACGUAAGAUUCCUCUCCUGAUGACGUUGGUGGGUCAUGUGUUGUAUGCCGGGGGUUACCUGUUGGUCAACUGGCAGACCAGCUGGCCCGUGGAGGUGCUCUACCUGGUGACACUCUUGGAGGCCCUGGGAGGAGCCAACGCCGGCCUCCUCUCCUCCACCAUCAGCUACAUCAGCGAUAUUUGUCAUGAGAAUCAGCGAACAUCACGUAUCAGCACCGCCAACUCCGUGUGGUUUUUGGGAGGUCCUUUGGGAACAUUGAUUGGCGCUCUUAUCAUUAAGUACAGCGGCUAUGACCUGGCUCUGGGCCUCGUGCUGCUCGCCUACAUCGCCGCCGUCGCUUACGUCUUCGUCUUCAUCAAAGAGAGCCACGGACCCUUCGCCAAGAAGGCUCUGCAGGCCCAGGGCUCCUUUAAGGACGAGCCCACCUUAGAAAAGAAGGACACGAAAGUCACCACCAUGUUCACCGACUUCUUCAACUGGCGACGCGUGGUGGAGUCCUUCAAGACGGCGUUCAGGAAGCGUGAGGGUAACGCCCGUUGUCUCCUUAUGGUUGUCAUCAUGGGCAACAUGAUUCGUCGUAUGGCUAGAGGGUUCUUCAUGUACAUGUUUGUGCGUCGCGCCCUGCACUGGGAGGCCACCGACUACGGCUACUGGAUCUCAUACCGCAACCUGCUGGCUGCCCUCGGCUCGCUGUUCCUGGUGCCGUUCCUGACGCGGCUGUUGUCGUUCACGGACGCGUCACUGGUGGUGUUGGGGACUGUGUCUAUGAUCAGUGAGUACGUGUGCUACGGGCUGGUGAGCGGACCUUCCCAGAGUUUCCUCAUGUGGCUGGGGCCGCCUGCAGGCGUCAUCUCCAACGCAAUGGUCAUCGCCUUCAAAUCUAUGUCCACCAAACUUGUCACCAGCCACGAGAAAGGUCGUAUCAACGCCGUGAUGGCGGCCCUCAACGGCCUCAUGCCGAUGGUGGGCUACGCAGCCUACUCACCCCUCUACUACAACACCGUCGACACCUUCCCCGCUGCCCAGUUCUUCUUUGGUGCCAGUCUCAACGUCAUCAUCAUGAUCGCCUUCAUUCUGGUGGAACUAUUGCGCCAGACGUCGUCGUACAGCGCUGAGGAUCUGGAGGUGGGCUCCAAGAAACCUGACAAAGGCCUCUAUGGCAUCUUCAAGAAGCAUUCGUCCAUCACCCUCAAGUCUGUUGCUCGAACUCUCAGCGGUCCAGGAGGGAGACGCGUCACCAAGUAUCGCAACUUUUCGACCCUCCAACUUCCCUCCCUCAAAGAAAACCCAACUUUGGAGACAAUAAUUAGCUUGAGUUUACCUCAUAAAACCGCCGACAUUAGUUCUGCUGACAAAUGGGUAAAGUCAGCUUGCUGGAACUUGACUCCAGAAGCCACGGGUAAAACUACUGCUGUUAUUGGUACAGAGAACUUUGAGUCAGCUGUUGCCUCAGACAACGUUAGUCAGGCUAUACUGAACAUCAAGCUAGUAACGUCAGAAGGUCAUUCAUUAAGAGGUUGGUGCCCGAAGGAGCAAGAGGCAAGUGGGUGUUACAGCAGCAGACUGAGUGACGCGGAGAUCACUGCGUCAGAGAAAACACUAGGAGAGCUUCCCCUGGAUAAUGAAGCAUUUAGAGACCCUGGCAACGCCUCUCACAACACAAUACAAAGGUCGCCCUCACUACCACCUGCAGGAGGCCUGGAUAAUGAAGUUAUGAGAGACCCUAGCAACACUAUCCAACGGUCACCCUCACUGCCACCUGCAGGAGGAUGGUCCUGGUUGGAGUGGAGAGUAUAAUAGAUAUAUUAAAUUGUGACUUUUAACCAUUUUGAGUUGUUGUUAUGGUGUUAUUACUGCGCUUGACCAAGGAAAGUCUUUAAGGCCGAUCAAGGUUAGUAAUUACAAUAUUCCGACAACAUUAACAAAUUAUGAGAGAUAGUUCUCUUUUGGUCUCAUUAUAUAUAAUUAAUUUAUUUUGUAUGUAUGUGUUUGUGAAAGUAAAAUAUUUGUACGAUAGA